AUGCCAAAUCUUACUGAUGAUCAAACUAUUUUUCCUCAACAAGCUGCAUUAAUUCAACGCUUUGGUCCUAAAGGUGAUAUUCUUGCAACAUCUCAAGGAAAUAAACUGUUUUUGUAUCAAUUUGAUAAAAAUCUACUUGCAAAUCCACAAAUUAUCGAUUUAAACAGUUCAAUUUUCAAAAUAAUUCCGCUAAUAGCACCCUCAGGCUCAAAAAUACUCGUAAUAUUUACUAACUUCUUAUCUUCGAUUUUGAAUUGCGCUGCUGAUGGUAAUAUUAACAUAACACCAUCAGCAAACUUAGCCCCUCAGAGUUCUAAUGUACCAUUAGAUCAAAUUAAGUUUGCAUUAAUACCAGGAGCUUUAAUUUUCAAUUUUAAUAAAAAUCAACUCACCGUAAUUCCUAUUAAUGCUGCUAAUGAGAUUGGAGUUCCAUUUAUUGUUACAGUUUCGUGUAGUUCGAUCAUUAGUUUUGUUUCUUUAAACCAAAAUAAUCACUCAGCACGACUUGCAAUACUAACAGAAGAAAACCACGAUAACCCCAAGAUUAGAAUUGUUGAUAUCGACUUAACUAACAAAAAAGGUACAGAAGAUCAAAAAAUUGCAAUUUCACUUCCUAUUGAUGCAUAUAUGAUUAUUCCGUAUUUACUUGGCAGCAAUCCUAUUAUUAUCUGCUUUACGAAUAAUAAAGCCAUUUUCAAUACUUUCAUUCCAAAUCAAGUUCCAAAAUCAACAGCGUAUCCAUUUUCGAGUCAAGCAAAGCUUGGAUGGUUUGCACAGAUGAAAGAUAACUUUUACGUAUUCAUUGACGAAAGAGGUUCAAUAAAAAUAUCAGAAAUUUCAGAAUUUGGAAAUUUCACAGUUUCAGAUCGAGGAAAAACUUUAAUUCCAUCAUCAGUUAUUGCAUUAAAUGGUAGUGUCCUCUAUGUUACCGCGAAAGAUGGUCAGGCAGUUCUUCUUGAAGUUACAAAACUAAAAGUAGAAAAAAAGAUGACGAUUGAAAAAGACGGAUCAAUCAAAGAAUUGCAACAAAGUAACACGCAGCAGACAUCACAACCUAAAACACCCAAAUCUAAAUCUGAAAGACCUUCUCCAUUAAGAUCAAAUAAAAAUUCCUUCCAAAGUCCACCAUCCAGUCCCAUACCCACCGAAAAAGAUCUUUCCAAACAAAUAGAAAGGCUCUUUGAAGUCCCUGAUACAGAUAUCGAUCCAAUUUCUUUUAAUGAUGCAAAAGCAUUAAAUCGCGAGACAAAAGACGCUCUUGCAUUAGCAUCUUUCUCCAAAGAAUGGGAUCAGCAGUUACUCGCUAUUCAGAAACUAAUGUCCUUAGUUAAAGGUGGAGCUGCUGCUCAUCAAACUUUUCUCACUUUUCAACCACAAUUUUUGCCAAUUAUCACUGAAAACGUAACAAGUCUUCGCAGCACAUUAGUCAAAUAUAGUUGCCUGUUCGUUGCUCAGCUCGCCAUGUCUCUUGGAAGUUCUUUCGAGACAACAGCCGAACAAAUUCUUCCAACACUUUUUAAACCAACUUCAAAUGGAACUCAAAUCAUCGCAGAUUGCUGCAAAUGUGCUAUUUUAUCUAUCUGUCAAUACGUCACCUCAACUAAAAUCGCCAAAGCCAUGGUUGUACAGAUAUCUUCAAAAGCGUCUAUACAUAGAGUCAUUUGUGCAAAAGCGUUUUUGAUAAUGGCAAAACAAUGGGACCAAAAACUUGUUGAAAAGAUGAAACCUUUUCUUUUACCUGCUGUUGAUAAACUUGUAGUUGAUGCAUCUCCUGAAGCUAGACAGAUAUCAAGAGAAUGCAAAGCUUUGCUAAAUCACAAACAACCAAAUGCUGAAGAAAAUAAAAGAGAAAAAAAUUCAAGAAAAAAUGGAAAAAAGAACCAAAAAUUCAAUUUUCAAGAGAAACCACAAAUAAAGUUAGAUGAUGUUAAACAAUACAUCAUAAUGGGUGAUGAAGCAUCUCUUAAAGAGAAUGGAGAAAUGGUUGCAAAAAUUAUUGUAGAUGGAAUGCUUUCGAAUUCACCGUUGUUGGCCAAUACUUGCUUAACAUUAUUCCCUAAUACAGUAACAAUCAUUCCUGACUCUUAUAAGCCAAGAGUUCAAAGUUUGGUCAAUGCAAUUUUAAUGUAUGAUAAUUCAACGGUCAGAAAGCAUAAAGAAUUAGCUUAUGAUGCUUUUAAUGCAGCAGGAAAUAAUAUUUCACCAAGUAUGGUCGUUGCUGCUGCAAUUAAAAAUAUUCAUGUCAAAGAUUCAAUGGUUUUGGUCACAGAUUUUUAUAACAGAAAUGAAUCUUUGAUUCCUGAUGAUGUAAAAGAAGAAUAUGAGAAGAUAUUCCCUAAGCAAGACAAUGAUUCAACAUUAGUUUUCGAAUCAGGUCCAAAUUCACCAGAGAAACCACAUCGAAGAGCAGUAGUUUUUGCAGAAAAUCCACAAAUACCUGAAGUUGUUGUAGGAAAUAUUGAUGAAGAAGAAAAUAAAGAGCAAAAAACUUCGAUUUUAAUAAAUUCCGAAAAAGAAAAACCAGAAGAAGCGAAACCAAGGCCAAGAUUGACAUUUGUUUUGGAUAAUAUUCCAAACUUCCCUCCAAAAGAAUCACAUGAAGAGGAAGAAGAAACUAUUGAUCCAGAACAAAAGAAGAAAGACGAAGAACAAAGAAAGCAACCAUUUGAAAUGACAACAAAGAAACUUGAUUUAUCUCAAAUUAAUGAAGAAAAUCCAAAACAAGCACAAGAAAUCGAAAAACUACCACAAGAACAAAUCCAACCAAAAGAAGAGCAAAAGCAUGAAAAUACAGAACCAAGACCUUCCAAUAUUAUGAAUACUCCUGAUAAACAACCACAAAAACCAAAGAUUUCAAAUAAUGAUGAACAAAUUAAACCAAAUAAGAAAGAAACUAAGCCAAAAGAAGUUGAUUUAAGACCAUCAGCGAAAGCCAAAGAUAAUAUUAGGCAAUCACCAACUAAAGCUCCAUUUGCAACUGAUUUUGAUCAACCUCAAGAUUCAUCUAUUGGAGAAACUCAACUUCAGAAGCUUAUUAAGCGAUUAGAGAAUCCAGAGAUUGCUGACAAAUCGCCAAUCAUCAUGAGAAUUGCUCAAAUUGCUUCAAGAUCAGGAAGCAAAGAAUAUCAAACAAUUCUUCCUUCAGUUUUACCAUUUUCUCAUUCUCAAUUUGCAGAUGACGCUGCAUUAGUUGCAAGCGCGAUAAUUCGCAGUGUUUCCCACAGCAAGUUGCUUGAGUUUGGAGCUUCUCUUUUAGCACAAUGUCCAAGAGAAGCUGCUGAAUUCCUUGGCAGAUUAUCUCAUCAAUGUUCUCCAGGAGAAAUUAUUGAUGCAGCACCUCUAUUCAUGGGCGGAUUGAAGAAUCUUGCUAAUGACAAAGAGGCCGUUAUCAGAAAGGCCGCCGUUUUUUGUAUCUCUGAUAUGUGGAUUUCUGGUGGAGAUGAUUUCAUCCAGGAAAUAGAAAUGUUACCAGCCUUGACCAAAAAACUUGUCACUCAUUACUAUACAAUCCACAAAUAA
Molecule: messenger RNA, 3519 nt
Organism: Trichomonas vaginalis G3
Lineage: Eukaryota; Parabasalia; Trichomonadida; Trichomonadidae
Product: microtubule binding CLASP family
Exons: 1
Coding region: 1-3519 (1172 amino acids)
Biological process (GO): microtubule cytoskeleton organization
Cellular component (GO): cytoplasmic microtubule
Molecular function (GO): microtubule binding
Source: RefSeq, a predicted model, not a curated record